Messenger RNA from Brassica rapa (field mustard), 2049 nucleotides. Its product is annotated as cyclin-T1-4. Gene Ontology annotation, biological process: regulation of transcription by RNA polymerase II. Lineage: Eukaryota; Viridiplantae; Streptophyta; Magnoliopsida; Brassicales; Brassicaceae. The record is from RefSeq and is a predicted model, not a curated record. Gene Ontology annotation, molecular function: cyclin-dependent protein serine/threonine kinase regulator activity.
AAUGUUUUCCUUAAUUCUCAAAACUAUAUAUCAUUAUCACCCCCCUUCAAUAUCGGGAUAUUCGUUAAAAAAAAAUCCUUUAUUCCUUAUUAUUUCGACUCUCUAGGGUUACGGCUUGACGAACGCAGCUGCUCAUCUUCCCUCUUCAAUUCGCGAACCGAAGAGCCGAUCAAAACUGAGGUUAAGACCCUCUAAGCUAGUAUCACACUUCAAUUGCUCAGAAGUUAACUUUGAGAAGAUUGGGGUUUGAGAAGGAUAAGCAAUGGCUGGAGUGUUGGGUGGGGAAUGUUCAUACAAUGAGAGUGGCGUUUCCUCCUACUCCAGGAACUCCAAUGAAAAUCAAGAAGAGGGUUCUCGCUGGUAUUUUGGAAGGAAAGAAAUAGAAGAAAACUCACCUUCCAGGUUGGAUGGUAUCGACUUGAAGAAGGAAACGUACCUCCGCAAGUCUUACUGUACCUUUUUGCAGGACUUGGGUAUGAGAUUGAAAGUUCCUCAGAUUACAAUAGCUACAUCAAUAAUCUUCUGCCAUCGGUUCUUCAUUCGCCAGUCACAUGCUAGGAAUGACAGAAGGACGAUUGCUACAGUCUGCAUGUUCCUUGCUGGAAAAGUUGAAGAAACUCCAAGGCCGUUAAAAGAUGUUAUUGUGGUCUCGUAUGAGAUAAUACACAAGAAGGAUCCUGCUACUGCACAGAAAAUCAAGCAAAAGGAAGUAUAUGAGCAACAAAAAGAGCUUAUACUAAGCGGAGAAAAGAUUGUACUUUCUACAUUAGGAUUUGACUUCAAUGUUUAUCAUCCUUAUAAACCUCUUGUUGAAGCAAUAAAGAAAUUUAAGGUCGCACAGAAUGCUCUGGCCCAAGUUGCAUGGAAUUUUGUUAAUGAUGGUCUGCGGACGUCACUCUGCCUGCAAUUUAAGCCUCACCACAUUGCGGCGGGUGCAAUUUUUCUUGCUGCCAAGUUCCUUAAAGUGAAAUUGCCAUCGGAUGGAGAGAAGGUUUGGUGGCAAGAAUUUGAUGUCACACCUCGACAACUGGAGGAUGUUAGCAACCAAAUGCUUGAGCUAUAUGAGCAAAACCGUGUUCCUGCAUCUCAAGGAAGCGAAGUCGAAAGUAGUGUAGGUGGAGGAUCAGGUCAUCACGUUGGUUCUAAACCAAUAUCAGCACAACGCCCAAGUCAUGAACAUUCAAAAUCUGAUAGUCAUGGAGGCUCUUCAAAAGCUACAGAAAACCAGAGGAAUGAAAAUGGGAGUGGUGAGGCAGGUAGUGUCAUUACGGAGCAUACAGAAAAUCAGCCAGCCGAUAAGUCUAGACCGGGAGUUGAGGAACCGGCGAAGGACAAAACAGAGAGAACAGGUGCACAUCUUCCAGAUGAUAGCGCCGCUCACGAUAAAUCUACAAGUGAUGUUCCGGUCAGCCAGUCGCCGAAAGACUUAAAACUGCUUAGAGAUAAGGUGAAGGCUAAACUAGAGGCUAAGAAGUUGCAAGGUGAAAGGACGAGGAAAAAGGAUCUGAUAGAUGAGGAUGAUUUGAUCGAGAGAGAACUUGAAGAUGUGGAAUUAGCUGUUGACGAUGACAAAGAUAGCCAGAAGAAGAACUCCAAAACCAAUCAUAUGGGUUCAGAACAGGGCGAGCUUCCUGACGGAAACAAGUUGGUAGGCAAUGCCGAGGAAGGUGAAAUGUUAGAUGAUGUUUCUUUAACAGUGCCUAGUCGGAAGAGGAAAAUGGAAAGCCCUUGUGAAAAGCAGUUAGGAGAAGGAAAGAGGCAACACAACGACAGCAGUGAGAAGCUUGAAGAAGGUGACAAGACAAGCCGAGGAGGAAGCAGUAGUCAUAAUAGUCAUGGUGACUGAGAGCUAAAAAGACACUCCCAAGAGAGGUAAAUGAUCUUCUUUGUUUUCACCACCUCAUGAGUCUCUAAGAGACAUUUGGCAAACUUUGAUUUCCAGCCAUGAUGCGAACGUAACUCGGUGUAUUUAUCAAACUUUUAUUUUUGGCACUUGUACUACACAAUCCGAAGGUUGAGAAAUUAAUCCAGGGUUCUAUUGAUCAGAAA